Messenger RNA from Homarus americanus (American lobster), 1723 nucleotides. Its product is annotated as glutamate receptor 1-like. The coding region runs from base 80 to 1423 and encodes 447 amino acids. Gene Ontology annotation, cellular component: membrane. The transcript is spliced from 13 exons. Gene Ontology annotation, molecular function: glutamate-gated receptor activity. Lineage: Eukaryota; Metazoa; Arthropoda; Malacostraca; Decapoda; Nephropidae. The record is from RefSeq and is a predicted model, not a curated record.
CUUCCCCUGCCUCCGAGGAUCCUGCAUUCACACGGGUGUUAUCACAAUUUCUUGUCGAAGGUGCUGGUAGGGAAACGUCAUGACUUUUAAAAAUGACACAGCUCCCUGCCUCAAGCUGGGUGUCGCCUCAUGGUUCCCCUUCACUCUCAUCUCUGUGACGGGGCCGCCCUACAAGGUGACGGGUGCCAUCGCUCAGGUUAUGGAAAUAGUCGCCCAUAAACUUAACUUCUGUAUAGAGUACGUGGUACCUGAGGACAAGCUGUUUGGCUCGCAGCUCCCCAACUCCUCCUGGACGGGUCUGAUGGGGCAGCUCACUCGCGGGGAGGUGGACAUGACGGGCGUGGUAAUGUCUCUGAGUGAUGAGAGGAACCAGGCCAUAGACUUCAGCGUGCCACUCUACAUGGACGCCAGCAAGCUCGCAUAUAAGAGACCGGUCCUGGAGUCCGAUAUCACCGGAUUUGUCAAACCUUACACUAACAGGAUGUGGAUGUUGUUGGUGCUGACGGUGGUGGGGGUCCUGGUCGCCACCUUCACCCUCAUACAGUGUCGACACCGCCUCCUGUCCCGCCCCAGAAGUCGCAGCAUUAACGAGAGCGACAGCUGGGGUGUAUUGGCGGGAGAAAUACGACACAGUGACAACACAGUGACCAACGCCUGGUGGACCUCCAACGUGUGGAUCCUAACAACACUCUUGGCUCAGGCACUACCUCGGUGGCCCCAGGGAGACUCACUGCGGGUCAUGACGGGGGUCUGGUUGUUGAUGGCCUUUAUCGUGGGCACCGUUUACCGCUCUAACCUGAAGGCCAUGUUGAUCCUGCCCAGGCUUAAACUGCCCUUCAACAACCUGGAGGAGCUCGUUGAUACCGACAUACCCUGCUUCGUCAACCUGGGCACUGCUCUUUAUCGUUAUGUAGAGACAGCAAAGCCGGGGUCGACGCUGUACAAGUUAAAGCGUCAGGCGGUGAUUCACACUAACCUGCCUCUGGCCGUCAAGAACCUGUUGGUGGGCACCGAAGCGGCCUUCUCCACCGAAAACGGAAUUCUCUUCAUCAUCCACUCUCAUUUUGCUCAGACGAAGACGUGCCCUUUAUACUUGACGGACGAGACUUUCUAUACCACCAGUGUCAGCCUCGCUUUCCCCAAGGGUUCCAACCUCCGCCAAAAGAUAGACCCAAUUGUUCAGAACCUAAACCAAUUCGGGAUCUUGAAUCGCCUGUUAAUGAACGGUGUUCGUCACGCCCGAGAGUGUCUCAAGUCAGGAUCCUCCGCUAAACAGAACAACAGCCUCCGACCCCUCGAACUUGGAGACUUCUAUGGUGUUUUCUCUGUUUAUGCAGGAGGAAUAUUACUGGCAGGUAUCGUGUUUCUUCUGGAGCAGAUUCGAAGGACCCAGCCUCGUACCGCCUCGCAUGAACUUCACUAAGUUCGUCUGAACAUCAUUGGGUGCUACUAUAGCAUGCGGUCUACAAGAUAUUUAGUGAUCGCUGGGCACCUUGUAGUGUACCCCAUCCCCUACAAGUGACGACUGAGCUCCAGCGCGCCUACCAGCCAAUCAGCGUACAGCCAGCGAUGCUGGUAGACCUACUCUCCAGUGCAGUCGCACACGUAGCAAUGCUAGGACCAGAGUACCAGGGAUUCCUGGCGUCCUCCUCUGUGAUUGGCUCUCACGCUACACGCACCCCAAAUCCUGAUGUUUCUAAAUUGUAUAAAUACGGCCGUGGCU